UCCGCGUAGCCGCACUCUUGGCAGAUCGAAGACGGAGACCGGGAAGGACCACGCUGAGCUGCGAAGCAUGGACAGGACCGCUGUGGUAAAGGUUGGGGCCGCGGCCAGCGCUGGUGUGUUCGUCUUGUUUGGUGGCGUGGUGCUGGCGCAGUACAUUUUCACCAGAAAAAAAAAAGCCGGUCGCAAAACCAAGAUCAUCGAAAUGAUGCCAGAGUUUCAGAAGAAAACUGUUCACAUCCGGGACCCAGAGAAGGUGGAGGAGAUCAUCUGUGGGCUUAUCAAAGGUGGGGCUACCAAAUUACAGAUUAUAACAGACUUUGAUAUGACACUCAGUAAGUUCUCCUGCAAUGGAAAGCGAUGCCCAACGUGUCACAAUAUCAUUGACAAUUGCAAACUAGUAACAGAGGAAUGCCGUGAAAAGCUGUUGAGGCUAAAGAACACCUACUAUCCGAUUGAGAUCGACCCACAACUCAGCAUUGAAGAGAAAUUUCCCUUCAUUGUGGAGUGGUACUUCAAGUCACACACUUUACUCAUUGAGCAAGGCCUGCAGAAGGAGAAGCUGCCAGAGGUGGUGAUGGAGUCAGAUGUCUCCCUGAGGGAGGGAUAUGAGAUGUUCUUUGACAAGCUCCAUCAGCACAAUAUUCCUGUGUUCAUCUUCUCAGCUGGUCUGGGGGAUAUACUGGAGGAAAUCAUUCGGCAAGCAGGCGUCUACCACCCCAACAUUAAAGUUGUCUCCAACUUCAUGGACUUCGAUGAAAAUGGUGUCCUGAGGGGAUUCAAAGGGGAGCUGAUCCAUGUCUACAAUAAGCAUGAUGGUGCCUUAAAGAACACAGACUACUUCAGACAGCUUAAAGACAACUGCAACAUCAUUCUUCUUGGCGACUCGCUGGGUGACUUAAACAUGGCUGAUGGAGUUACCAGUGUUGAGAACAUCCUGAAGAUUGGCUUUUUAAAUGAUAAGGUGGAUGCUCUUCUAGAAAAGUACAUGGAAUUAUAUGAUAUAGUUUUAGUCAAGGAUGAGACACUCGAUGUGCCCAAUUCCAUCUUGCAGAAGAUUCUCUGAUGGUUUGUGGGAUUGGGAUGGAGCUGGAUAGCUUUUCCUUUUGAUCAUGGCUGUGUAUUCUCAUUUGGACAUCCUCCAAUGUCAACUGCCAAACUGUCAAUGAACAGUGGACUUGUCACAAGUGCCACUACCAAAGCAGCGGUGGGGAGGGUAGCAGAGGUGAGAGGACAGCAGAUGGAUACAGACCAGCUGAGAUGGAGUGACUGGAUCACCCAUACACCAGGAUCCUCGAACCCAACCCAACCCACCCCACCCCUCACAGUGGGCUGUAUUCAAGACACUUGUCUAUGACCUCAGAUAAAGGGGUGUCAAAGUAUCAUAAGCAGGCAUUGGUGCCCCUCACAGGCUUAAACAUUAUGGAAAAAGUGACUUCAACUGGUAGAAACCGUUGUUUUAAAUUCAUUGUGUGCUGCUGUUAUUUCUUAUUUGUGCUCAGGUGGUGCCUUUUCUAUACUCGCUGACUUGUUUACCACAAGAAAACAGAUUAAAUAUUUCACUUAAUGUC
Messenger RNA from Polypterus senegalus (gray bichir), 1568 nucleotides. It is a transcript of the gene nt5c3a, whose product is annotated as 5'-nucleotidase, cytosolic IIIA. Lineage: Eukaryota; Metazoa; Chordata; Cladistia; Polypteriformes; Polypteridae. Gene Ontology annotation, molecular function: 5'-nucleotidase activity; magnesium ion binding. Gene Ontology annotation, cellular component: cytoplasm. The transcript is spliced from 9 exons. The record is from RefSeq and is a predicted model, not a curated record. The coding region runs from base 68 to 1063 and encodes 331 amino acids.